AUGAACGCCAUUAAACCAGUCGUUGAGGGGCUCAAGGCAUACACAGAUGGUCUUAAUACCCUCACCAAGAAUGCACUGGGACUUUCAAUCACCUGGGGUGUAAUCCAAUUAAUUUUGGAAUGCGCUGGGCAUUCAUACAAGAUCCUGGGACAUAUUGCGAAGCUCAUUGGCACUCGUACGCAUACCCUGUCGCUAUUUAUCGAAUAUUCAAAAGAUUUCAUAAGGUAUCCUCGUCUCGAUAAGGCUCUCGUUACUAAUUUUUUCCGUGGUUUCUUUUGGGGUGGGAAAAAGUCUCGCGACAUGGAAAAAGUCAUGGACGACCUAAUGGAAUGCUUCAAGAUCGUCAAGAGAGAAGUCUCUUACGCAAAGCACCAGAGAGGCCACGCAAGGCGCCAGGAAGACCACUCAAGGCGCCAGGAAGACCACGCAAGGCACCAGAGAAACCACGCAAUACGUUGCGAGAUUCAGACAAUGGCGGCCUUCCAAGGUCCAUCGAAAUGGUACAUGAUGCAAGAGCACAAAGGCUGGCCUGAUGCAAAGAUGCUACCGCUAAAUCGACGAGUCAAGUAUUACUCUAGGGAUGAGGAGAUUGUUAAAGCGCAGCAUCAUUUGAGUACCGGGCACAUGGCGUCAGAUUGCAACAUUCGAGUCUGCGUUAUACAUGGCAUGUUUGGGGUAGGGAAGACGCAGCUCGCCCUCGAGAUCGCCUGCCAAUGGGAGGGGCCGGUCUUUUGGCUCAAUGCCGAAACACCAAUCAAGCUGAAAGAGUCGCUUGACGAGAUUGCGAGGAUAUUGAGGCUAGAUGUCGAGCCCGGGAUGCAUGGUAAGGAUCUCGGUAACUUGGCCAAGCAGUGGCUAGCUACCCAUAAUGGGUGGCUACUUAUAUACGACGAUUUAACGAGCUUUGAUGCUAUCAAUGCCCUAAAUGGAUGCAACAUUUCUGCUCCAGAUAUAUGGUCCUUAGACCAUAGGCAAGUUUCCGAGGAUCUACCAUCUUGGCCAUAUGAGAGGCUACCGCGCGAGGCUCUAGAUCAAGCCUUAUUCAAUCUGGAUCCAAGUACAUUGCCUGAAUUAGGCGCACUGGUUAUACUCGACCUCCCGACGCCUCUUACAAUGUGGCCAGCAGAGAUUUAUGAAGAAUUAAAAUCACUAUUUGACCCGUCUUCAAAUUGCCUCAUGAUCGAUGAUGAAGGGUUUGUUGCUGUUCAUCCGAUCGUAAAGCUAGAUAUCCGCAGGCGAUUCCAUCUUGAUGGUAUCGCUGCACAAGCAGCUCUCGACAAGGCCAAGGAGAUACAGAAGUGGUUUCGCAACACGACUAGCCUAAGUGUAAAGCUUAAUGCGCGAGUCAAAGCUUUCGAUGGCGACUUUGCAGCUUCAUGCCACUAA
Molecule: messenger RNA, 1386 nt
Organism: Trichoderma atroviride IMI 206040
Lineage: Eukaryota; Fungi; Ascomycota; Sordariomycetes; Hypocreales; Hypocreaceae
Source: RefSeq, a predicted model, not a curated record